AUGAGCCGCUCCCGCCCCUGCCCGCCCUCCUCCGCCCAGCCAGCCAGCGACGAACACGCCUUCCCCGCCAAGCCGGCCAAGCGCACCCUCGCCGUCACCUCGCCCGGCUGGGACCCGGUCGGCGACGACGAUGCGCUCUACAUCCAGAGCGACGACACCCACCGGCGCGCCUCCGCCCGGGCAGCCUGCAUCGACCAGGCCCUGCUCCACGCACGCAAGCGCAAACGCACCGCCGCGGCCAUCGACAGCAGCCAGCCCCCAUCCAGGCCCUCCACCGCCUCGCAACAAUCCCGCUCGGCGCUGAAACACGACGCCGAAGGCUGCUCGAACUGCCGCACCAAGCAGAGUACUUGCUGGUACAAAAAGAGGAACCCAGACGAGAAGCUCUGCAAUCGUGCCCCCACGGCGUCGAUCGCCAAGCUCCACUCCAACCUCGCCCGCAACCCCCGGCCCUCCCGCUCGCCCUCCCAGCUCACCCUGGCCGCCGAGCGCGAGGCCCGGAUCGUCAAGAAGAGCCUCGCCAAGGCCCACGCCAAGUCCGACGCGCUCAGGCUGCGCAAGGAGCCCCCCAAGUUCGCCUACAUCUCCGAGGAGGACGACGAGCUCUACGACAACCCCCGCCUCUCUCCCCCCCUCCCCCCGCCGCGCCCAACCAAACACAGCGCCCGAAGAGCCUCGCGCAGCAUCUCCCAGAAAAUCGAUCCCACCUCCGUCGGCAGACUGUCCACCAGAGGAGACACCUUCCCCCCCGUCGCUGCGUCUUCGAGCCGCCAUCCUACCGCAGAAGCAGCCCUCUAUCCUGGCGGCCCAAUCCUGGGCUCCUUCUCGAACCACCAUCUGUCCAGUGACCCUCCGCCCGCCGAGCAACAAGAGCUCUACGUCUCGCCCCCGAGGACGCCCCCGCCGAGCGCCCACCAGCUCCACCCGAGCGCCGCCAAAAGCCACGCCCCGCAGGCGGCGCGGGACUCGCCGGGGCAGCUGUGCAACAUCCUGUCGCCCUCGUUCCUGAACGGGAGUCCGAACUCGCUGCUGCGCCGGCUGAACGCGCACAAGCAUCUGAUCGACACCGAGGCCUCCUGUCUGGCCGACUUCCCGCCGCCAGGGAUGCCCGACAAGGUCUUCUCGCCCAGCCGGUUCCUGGGCGCGUCCGCCAAGCCGCUCCCGCCCGUCGCCGAGCCCGUCAAGCGAGCCGACCCCUCGCCGCCCUCGGCCGGCCCCGCCGGCUCCGUCGGCCUCCUGGACGCCCACCUCAACUCCGCCUCCUCCUCUGCCCCCAGCUUCAUCUUCUCCCCCUCCCGCGCCGCCGCAGCCAAGAAGGCGCCCCACAGGGGCCUGCCCGCCGUCCCCCGCAGACCCGCCCCGGCGGAGUUCCCCUUCCCGGGCCCGUCCAAGACUCGCCGGCCCAAGAAACCCCCGCCGGCCGACACGGACGGCGCCCCGCUGGACCUGGCGCUCCUCGAGCCCCUGUCCCCGCCGGCCUUCGGCGCCUCGUCGCGCACCAGGAGACCUGUCCAGCCAGGGGGGGCGACGAGUGGGGGGUGUCGGACGACGGGGACGCAGACGAUGGCGCGGACGAUCUGGUCGCGGCGACUGGAGGAGGGUGCGGGGGGGAUGUCGUCGUCGGAGUGGGCGAUGGAGCAGCUGUUGGGGCCGGCCCUGGGCGGGCCGUCUUCGGAGGCGGCGUGCUCGGAGGGCGGGAUGGAGCACGACGGGCCGGGCGACGAUCGCGGGCUGAGUGCGGCGGUGGUCCGGGGGCUGCAUGCCGGGCUGGGGGGCGCCCGGGAGCCCGGCCGCUCGGACGCCCUGGCCACCAGCAGCCCCCCCGUCCUGCCCCCGCCCAGCGACUGCUCCGAGGGCAUCACCCCGCUCUCCGCCGACCCGGCCAGCGACGAGCCCGACGAGGCCCUGCGCGUCCCGCCCCGCACAUCCACCGUCGGCCUCUCCCUCCGUCCCGUCCGCCGCGACGCCGAGCGGGCACACCACGCCACGCGCGCCUCGUUGGCCGACAUCACGCCCUCCUUCAACCGCCCCUCCCCGGCUCAGCAUCCCACCCCCAAGCCCGUCUUGGCCCCCGAGAUCAUCGCCGCCCUGAGCCAGGCCAUCAGCGCCGGCAUCUCCGCCGACGAGAUCGCCGACGUCCUCCGCGCCCUCGACGACCCCGGCCCGGCCCCCGGCCCGCGCCAGCACGCCCACCCUCCGAGCCCGCCCGCCAUCCCUGCGCCCGCUGCCCUCCACCACCAGCAGGGGGAGCAGCCUCUGGGAUCCCUCGACCCAGCCCUCGCCUUCCUCACCGCGCCCGACUUCUUCGCCCCCACGUCCGCCCCGCCCCCCACGGCCGGGCCCUUCGCCGCCCCGCCCCCAUACCUUCCUCCCCCUUUUCCCGCCGCCUCCACAACGACCUCUGCCGGCCCGCCGCCCGACCAGCAGCCCGGCCUGCCUCUCGACUGCCCCCUCUCCGUCCAGGACUUCGAACGCUUCUUCGGCUUCUCCCCCGCGCACAUCCUCGACGGAGCCGGACCCCCCGCCUGA
Molecule: messenger RNA, 2529 nt
Organism: Puccinia triticina
Lineage: Eukaryota; Fungi; Basidiomycota; Pucciniomycetes; Pucciniales; Pucciniaceae
Exons: 3
Coding region: 1-2529 (842 amino acids)
Source: RefSeq, a predicted model, not a curated record